Molecule: messenger RNA, 842 nt
Organism: Periconia digitata
Lineage: Eukaryota; Fungi; Ascomycota; Dothideomycetes; Pleosporales; Periconiaceae
Source: the annotation of a GenBank genome assembly
AUCUGCCCCGGUAAUGGGCAUUAUAAGUCGAGCAUGCGGCAGCCUCUUUAUUUAAAAUCCCACUAUACGUCAGGAAACAUGCUUUGGAGCGCUAUAGUUGGUACUGCAUGCAGCAUCGCUGCUGUCGCUGCGCAAGAUGCGCCAUACAAGCCUGGAUCACCACCGUCGCCUUUUCCGAGCCAAGCGGCUGCCGCUCGUCUGAAGAUCGAUCCUGAGACGGCUUGCCAGACAGCUGAAGAUGCAAGCAAGCCGCGUAACGUUCAAUUGGCCGCCUGGGUUGAAUGCCAGAUCCUCGCCUUCUACCCAUACCCACGAAGCAACGGUCCCGACUGGGAGCCCACGUUUCUCGAAGUUGUUGAUCCUAGUGCUCGCCUCUCCUUCAACGGUACAAGGUACAACCAGGAUGGUUUCCUGCAGCUCUGGAAAGGCUUCAACGCCACCAUUGGACAGAAUUUCGAGCAGUGGCAGCAAUGGCGUGAUUACUAUGUUGCUUCCCCGGACUCUUGGGAUCCCAAGAGCAUUGGCGGUGUUGUUUCUGCCCAAGGAUUCAAUGGAGGUAUCAUGCGCGGAGGCGCGGUAAUCCACGCGCCCAACGCCGCGUUUGUCAUCGUGGAAGAGCGGGAGGGACGCAGAGUGAUCACUGAGUUCAGGGAGCAAAGCACUCUGGCCAGCGCAGUUCAGCUGCCAAAGGAAGGACAGAAGUGGCCUUGUAAUCCCGAGUUCCAGGUCUGCUAGAUCCUUGGAGAGGGUUCUAUCAAGUAGAGCACACGGAUAAGCAAAUAUUCCAAUAAAAAUUCUUCCACCAUAGAAGGCAGGCGUUUGCUCAUACUUUCGCAGAUGUU